GUGUUAACCGGGAAUAUCUGAUAUGCACCGAAUUAUUUCCGGUUCAAACAUGGUACACCGAAGAAUUGCAAUACGUCAACCUAAACCAAUUUCGCCCGGUUCAAUUUAGACCUUCCUCAAUUUCAAAGGCGGAGCCAUUUUUUUUAGUUUUUUUUAUCGCUUCAAUUCGCCGGCGACGACGAGACGACGAUGAUCCGAUCACGAAGUGUAUUGUUGAUAUUGAGGAAGGUGUAUCAACCAUCAUGUUUUAAAUGUGUAUGUGCAAACUCGUUCUCUUCUACUUCAGCUUCGUCAAGCUUAGGUUUUCGAGCGACGAACAAGGAGUUAAACCAGAUGAUAAGAUCGGGUUACAUCGCCGAAGCUAGAGAGAUUUUCGAGAAAUUGAAGGCGAGGAACACGGUGACAUGGAACACGAUGAUAAGCGGGUAUGUGAAAAGGCGGGAAAUGAAUAAAGCACGGAAACUGUUCGACGAAAUGCCUAAGAGAGAUGUUGUGACUUGGAACGCGAUGAUUUCGGGUUACGUUUCAUGUGGUGGGGUUGGGUUUCUUGAGGAAGCAAGGAAGCUGUUCGAUGAAAUGCCUACAAGGGAUUCUUUUUCUUGGAACACGAUGAUUAGUGGUUAUGCCAAGAAUAGGAGAGUAAGUGAAGCUUUCUUGUUAUUUGAGAAAAUGCCUGAGAGAAAUGGUGUGUCUUGGAGUGCUAUGAUCACUGGGUUUUGUCACAACGGUGAAGUGAAUCGCGCGGUUGAGUUGUUUCGGAGAAUGCCUGAGAAGGAUUCGUCUUCUUUAUGUGCACUUGUGGCUGGUCUUAUUAAAAACGAGAGACUUGAAGAAGCUGCUUUGGUUUUGAGUCAAUAUGGGAGUGUAGAUUCAGGAAAGGAAGAUUUGGUUUAUGCUUAUAAUACUUUGAUUGUUGGAUAUGGGCAGAGAGGACAAGUAGAAGCAGCUCGACGUCUGUUUGAUCAGUUUCCUGAUGAUGAUCAUCAUCAUGGAGGUGAGUUUAGAGACAGAUUCCGUAGAAAUGUUGUAUCUUGGAACUCCAUGAUCAAAGCUUACUUGAAAGUAGGUGAUGUGGUCNAGACUAGAUACCAUGUAAACGUUAAGAAUGUACUACCGCCAGAACCGCCACCGGCUCCACCUCCGCCUCCACCACCACCGCCACCUCCAACUUCUACGCCUCCGAGACAGUCGGCACGUCCAUUCCCAUUCCCGUUUCCAUUCGCAUCUCCGUUGCCGUUCGCUCUAUCGUUGGUUCCGUUGUCCGUACCACCUUCAACGGUAGCUCCUCCGCCACCACCUCCACCCCCACCAGCGGCACAAUUAGGCUCAACUUCUAAUAAAUGUUUGUCCAUGAAUUUGANCAUGAUGGUCUCGGGUUAUGCUAGUGUUGGCAACGUAGAGCUCGCUCGUCAUUACUUUGAAAAAACGCCGGAGAAAACUACAGUAUCGUGGAACACUAUUAUAGCAGCUUACGAGAAAAACAAGGACUACAAAGAAGCUGUUGAUGUGUUUAUCCGGAUGAACAUUGAAGGAGAGAAGCCUGACCCACAUACUCUAACUUCUCUUCUCAGUGUAUCAACCGGGCUUGUGAAUCUACGCUUGGGGAUGCAGAUGCACCAAAUCGUUUUGACGACUGUGAUCCCUGACGUGCCUGUCCACAAUGCGCUUAUCACUAUGUAUUCGAGAUGCGGCGAGUUAAUGGAGUCGAGGAGAAUCUUCGAUGACAUGAAACUCAAAAGAGAAGUAAUCACAUGGAAUGCAAUGAUUGGAGGGUAUGCUUUCCAUGGUAAUGCCUCAGAGGCCUUGAAUCUGUUCUGGUUGAUGAAAUGCAAAAGGAUACAUCCUUCUCACAUAACAUUCGUCUCGGUUCUGAAUGCUUGUGCUCACGCGGGACUUGUUGAUGAGGCUAAAGCACAGUUUGUGUCUAUGAUGAGUGAGUACGAUAUCGAGCCGCAGAUGGAACAUUACUCUUCCCUGGUCAAUGUAAUCAGUGGACAAGGGCAGUUUGAAGAGGCCAUGGAUGUGCUAAGAAGUAUGCCUUUUGAGCCAGACAAGACGGUGUGGGGUGCAUUAUUAGAUGCAUGUAGGAUUUAUAACAAUGUAGCACUCGCACAUGUUGCAGCUGAAGCAAUGUCGAGAUUCGAACCAGAGAGCUCAACACCUUAUGUACUGUUGUACAACAUGUAUGCGGACAUGGGACUGUGGGACGAAGCUUCUCAAGUGAGAAUGAAGAUGGAAAGUAAAAGAAUUAAAAAGGAAAGAGGAUCAAGUUGGGUUUGACUCCUCUACAUAAAAAAAAAAAAAGAAGCUUUCUUGUAUGUUCGCAAUAACAUAUAAUAAUGAUAGGGAUUCAGAAUUGAGAUAGAAACUGAUAAGGUACUCUUGAUGGUUCUCUAUUUUCUCAUUACUUUUUCAUCAAAUUGCACUAAUUUAAUAGUGAUUACAAUGUCAAUUUCG
This is a messenger RNA of Camelina sativa (false flax), 2457 nucleotides long. NCBI's taxonomy places the organism in Eukaryota, Viridiplantae, Streptophyta, Magnoliopsida, Brassicales, Brassicaceae. The record is from RefSeq and is a predicted model, not a curated record.